AUGCUGCUUGCAAAGGCAAGGACGCAAGAGACCAUUAUGAAACAGCGGGAGCUGGAAGCAGAGCUGGAAGAUCAAAAAAGAAUAGCCCGUGCUCAAGAAUCAAUGGGAGAGGUUGGGAGCACGGCUGUAAUGGAGACUUCAGCUUUGAUUUCCAUGAUGAACGAGGCAAUUUUUGUUAUGCAAGGCGUUGUGAAUAAGAGGAAUCAGGCAAUAGAAAGCGCAAAUCAUACAGCGGGAGAGUUAAGUCAAUUAGCAAAAGAAAACAAGACAUUAAGGCAAACCAUCAAGAAAAUGGAGAAAAAGGAUCUUGAGGCGAAACGAGUGGAUGCUACUAAUAUGGCCAAGAUUAGCGCACUACAGAGCAAAUGUAAUUCUCUCGAGGCUGCUCUCAACAAGUUGACUGAAGAACACAAGAACUUAGAAUCAAUCGUUCGGAGCUCGCAAAAUGACAGUGCUGCGAAACUAGCUGAGCAGAAGGCGAUGCUCGAAUUGGAAUUCGAGCAGAAGAUGACCAAACUACGUAACAGAUCCAUGCAAGCAACCUCUGAGAUGGUGGAAGAGAAUGCAACUCUCAACAGACGCAUACAAAUGCUGGAGAAGGAGAUCGAAAGACUGACGGACGAGAAUAAGAGCUUGAAGUCCAGAACAUACAACAAUGAUUUCGAUGAAAAAGAGAUUCUGGUUUUCUCACCCAGUAAAUCUGCUUCAGUUCAUGGGGUUCAGGAAGAUUUAAGGGUCUUCCCUGAUUCUACCUAA
Molecule: messenger RNA, 756 nt
Organism: Guillardia theta CCMP2712
Lineage: Eukaryota; Cryptophyceae; Pyrenomonadales; Geminigeraceae
Exons: 2
Coding region: 1-756 (251 amino acids)
Source: RefSeq, a predicted model, not a curated record